AGAGAAUCGCGCACACACUGAGUCUGGCUCCUCCAACAUGGUGACCCUUUGUUAUCUGCUCUUCACCAGCUUUGUUUGCAUGGAUCAUCUGGAAACUCCAUUUGUUGUUGCCGUUUUGGAGAUGCACUAAAAGUGGCUCUUCCCAGCACUCAGCAUCUCUCCAACGGAGGACUCAAGGACUCGUGCGACCACCUCGACGCGCAACAGAAGGCUGUCUCUCCCUCUCUGCCACACCGGACCAUACAGCGCACAGGACAACUUUCCCUCGCAGUUGUCACGUAUGGCUCUGCCUUUGCGCAAAAGCGCGACUCUAACAGCGUCUUGGAGGAGAAUGAUGGGAUUCUGAGAUAUAGCAGACAGCAACAAAAUAGCUAAAACACGCUUCAAGGAUUUUUGAAGAGAGUGUUCACUUCGCGCAAAUAAUGAUCUCCAAGUGCACAACAGGAUAUCUUAUUGUUAACGCGUAAUUAUCCCGCUGUAGGUGUACCUCCGACGCAAAACCGUGUAUCCUCAUUUUACAUUGUCAUGGAUCUGUGGGGAGUUUAUCUCUUUCACCUCAUAACUUUGGCCCUGUUAGAGGUUAUACUGGCCAGCAGAGACUGCUUGGUGGCCGGAGACUCGUGUUCCAGUGAUGAGACCUGCAGCCCACGUCUACGUACUUUGCGUCAGUGCGUGGCCGGCAAUGGCAGCAUGAAGCUGGGCCCCGGGGCCAGAAGCCAGUGUGCCAAUGCAGUGUCCGCCCUCCUGGCCAGCCCCUUACAUGGCUGCCAGUGUAAACGUGGAAUGAAGAAGGAGAAGAACUGUUUGAGCAUCUACUGGAGCCUUCACCAGUCUGUCAUACACGGACUCAACCUGGUGGAGAGUUAUCCCUACGAGACAGUGCAGAGGGAUUAUGACUAUGUCCGCUUGGCCUCUAUUUCAGCUGACUCUGAUGUUGGCAUGGCAACUGUGAAUCGCUGCCUGGAUGCAGCCAAGGCUUGCAAUGUGGACGACUUGUGCCAGAAGCUUCGCACAGACUAUGUCUCCGCUUGUAUCAAACCCACUGCCAAGUCGGGCCUGUGCAACCGGCCUAAAUGCAACAAGGCCCUGCGCAGGUUCUUCGACCGCGUUCCUGCCGACUACACACACGAGCUGCUGUUCUGCCCCUGCACGGACACGGCAUGCUCGGAGCGUCGAAGGCAGACCAUCGUACCCAGCUGCUCUUACGAAAGCGCGGAAAAACCCAGCUGUAUUACACAGAUGAGGAUCUGCAAGGCUGACUAUGUGUGCAGGUCUCGUCUGGCACAGUUUCAGUAUGACUGCGAACCUUCCAAAACAUCUGCCAACGGCUGCAAGCAAGGCAACUACGUGGCCUGUCUUCUCGCCUACACAGGGCUCAUAGGAAGUAUAAUAACUCCCAACUAUGUCGACAACUCCACGUCAAGCGUGGCCCCGUGGUGCACCUGCUCAGCCAGUGGGAGCCAGAGAGAGGAGUGUGGAGACUUCCUGGAAUAUUUCACAGAAAACAUCUGUCUCAGCAACGCUCUCAAAACAUUUGGAAGCGAAUCAGAACAGCAGCCGACUCCAAGUCGGCCCAGCUCACCCAGCCAUGACAGGAGAGAAAGCAAGAGCACGGCUUCUCCACCAGAAACCAGAGAAACUAUGAAGAACAUUCUCGAUGCAAUAAUACCGACGCAGGCCCUCGGGAAUGAGCUCCUGGUGGGUCACUCCACCCUGCCAUCCAACAGUCUCCCAAACUCCGCCUCACCUCACAGCCUAGUGCUUCAACCUGCCCUCAGCCUUCUGUUGUUUCUCUUUCAUCUCAUCAACAACGGACACUAAAGGCUGCAGAGAAGCAUACAAAGGACCCUCCUAGAACCAAGCAGAUGGGGGGGACCAGAGGUGUUCAGAGGAAAAUGGACCUCCUUCCUAAAAUAUGUACAGCGAUUCAGUUUUUUCUAUUUUUGUGUCUACAUAGUCGGGCUCCAGCUGCCCGUGUUCUCACUCAGCGUAUGGGAGCCCUCUGCACACAGAUGCCAGUCUGUAUGUUAUUGUCGUUGCGAUAAAGUCCAGCUGAAGUCAAGUCCCAGUACUGCUUUUGUGGACUAACCCUGUUUUUCGACUGUCAUUCUGUGUGUGUUUUCAAAGUUACAAUGAAAAAAAAAUAUAACACGGA
Molecule: messenger RNA, 2155 nt
Organism: Mugil cephalus (flathead mullet)
Lineage: Eukaryota; Metazoa; Chordata; Actinopteri; Mugiliformes; Mugilidae
Gene: gfra4b
Product: GDNF family receptor alpha 4b
Exons: 9
Coding region: 526-1821 (431 amino acids)
Biological process (GO): nervous system development
Cellular component (GO): signaling receptor complex; external side of plasma membrane
Molecular function (GO): signaling receptor activity
Source: RefSeq, a predicted model, not a curated record